ACGAAAGAGACAUAAAGAUGGAGCGAUGGUGUGAAAGGGACAAGCUCACAUAUGUCUGUGUAACGCCAGUGUGUGGUUCAGAGGCUCCUUCCUCGGGCAUGGCCAAGAAUGGAUACUUCUAUCAGGAGAUGGAGCAGAGGGAGCGAGAUGAGCAGGAGGAGGGGAGUGAAGACCGUGAGGAGGGUCAGGACUCUCCUAUCCCAUCAGGAGAUGACGUUCAUCUCUACGGCAACCAGACACACCAAGGAGGGACAGAUUCUGAUGUCCAUGGCUGUGUCUUGCUCAACACAUCAAGAAGAUAUGUAAAACUGAUGAACUUCGAGGAGGAGGUAAGGGCCCACAGGGACCUGGACGGCUUUCUGGAGAGGGCGUGUAUUCUUCUGCAUGAAGAUGAGGCGUCGCUGGACGACGUGCUGAAGACCAUGCUCCGGCACAUCUCCCAGGACCCACACACAGCUGAGCCCGGCUGCAACUUCGAGGAGAUCAUGAGCUCACUCUUCACCGAUGCUGGCUCACAGGAGGUCAACGUGCACCUGUUGUCAGAGACGCUGCAGUGUGUGACAGCUACUGCCACGGGCAUCCAGUACCAGCAGUCCUGGCUCUGCAUCCUUUGUAACGUGAAGAACCUGCAGAGGCGGCAUGUAUGUAUCUCUCGGCUGGACCGGCCUCAGAACUGGGGAGAGAACUGUGCGGAAGUCCGUUAUGUCAUCCUCAUACUGGCACCUCUUAAAAUGAAAAGCACUAAGACAGCGAUGGAGUUGGGCCGGACAUUUGCAAGUAUGUUUUCAGACAUCUCCUUCAGGCAGAAGCUACUAGAGAGUAAGACUCAGGAGGAGUUUAAGGAGGCACUGGUCAUUCAGAGGUAUCACCUGACCGCAGCCAAGCGCAAAACUACCACUGUGGAGGAGGAGGAGACUGACCCACACAGUCACAAGCCACUCAAGUGUAGAGAUUUUUUCAGAGUGGGCAGAGGCAUCUAUGAGGAUCUAUGUCGCCGACUUCCCUUCUAUCCAUCUGACUUUACUGAUGGCAUAGUGGGAAACAAUAAAGCACUAGUGAAAUACAUGACAACGUCCAUCUUCCUCUACAUCGCUGUUCUGCUGCCUGCCAUCGCAUUCGGCUCACUCAAUGAUGAGAGUACAAGAGGAGAAAUAGAUGUUCAGAAGACGAUUAUUGGGCAGAGUAUAGGCGGAAUCAUCUAUUCUCUGUGUGCUGGUUCCCCUCUGGUCAUCCCCCUAACUACAGCACCCAUCGCCAUCUUCAUCAGUGUAAUCAGGGGGAUCUGCGAUGAUUAUGAACUGGACUUUGCUGCAUUCUAUGCCUGCAUUGGUCUGUGGAACAGCUUAUUCCUUAUCAUUGGAGGUGUCUUUAACCUCAGCCUACUCGUUAAGCUCUUCAAGAGGUCGAUAGAAGAGGUGAUAGCUCUGUUCAUUUCGAUUGCUUUUGUAGCAGAUGCUGUCAAAGGCACUGUGAAGAUCUUCCAUAAAUACUACCAUGCGCCAACACUGGCCAAUGGCAGCAUAGAGGAGUUGAAUCGAAUAAUCAGAGUCAUGCCUGUAGGGGAUAUGAACUUGACCGGGACCCUCCCAGAAUCCUUCAUUCUGUGCACACGAGCACGGCCGCUGCUCUGCCUGCUCCUCAUGCUGGGAACCCUGUGGGUGGGAUACACACUCUACCAGUUUAAGAGGAGUCCCUUCCUGCAUGCCAAGAUGAGGGAGAUUCUGUCAGACUGUGCUCUGCCCAUCUCUGUGCUCGUCUUCUCCUACGUAGGCUCCUACGUCUUCAACGAUAUUGGCUUGCCAGUGUUUGAUUACCAUGAGGGUCCAGUGUUCCGAGUGGCCCCUUUAGAAAAGCUCACAGGAGCCAGUGUGCUGAGUGCUAUGGGCCUGGGAUUACUCCUCGCUGUCCUCAUCUUCAUCGAUCAGAACAUUGUAGUCUCACUCACCAAUGCUCCAGAGAACAGGUUACUGAAGGGUACAGCAUAUCACUGGGACCUGACUUUAUCUGGCCUGAUUAAUAUUUUGAUGUCGGUGCUGGGCCUGCCGUGGAUGCAUGCUGCUUUCCCUCACUCCACGCUGCACGUUCGGCAGCUGGCCAUCGUGGAGGAGCGGGUGGAAGGAGGACAUCUCUACGAGACUAUAGUGAGUGUGAAGGAGACGCGGGUGACAUCGCUGGUGGCUAAUAUCCUGAUCGGUGUGAGUGUGUUCCUGCUCCCUGUGCCGCUGCAGUGGAUUCCCAAACCUGUGCUCUACGGCCUCUUUCUCUACAUCGCCCUCACUUCCAUCGAUGGCAACCAGAUGUGUGACCGCAUGGCACUGUUACUCAAGGAACAGACAUCCUAUCCUCCCACUCACUAUAUCCGGAAGGUGCCGCAGAGGAAAAUCCAUUACUUCACUUUCCUUCAGAUGGUGCAGCUGCUGUUCCUCUGUGCGUUCGGGAUGUACCCUCUCCCGUACAUGAAAAUGAUCUUCCCUCUGCUAAUGUUUAUCCUCAUACCUAUCAGGAAUUGUCUGCUGCCCAGGAUCAUUGACGCAAAAUACCUGGACAUCAUGGACGCACAGCACAUGUAAACACACGCACAUUGCACCUCCAAGAAAAGGACUCUGGGAAUUGUAUUUCUGAAAUGCAAAACUCUGGGAGGAAAAACAGACUGAUUCUAGUGUUGAACAGCAGGCAUUCUGGUGAAGCACUGAAACUGAGAGAGAGAGAGAGAGAGAGAGAGAGAGAGAGAGAGACUGAGCGACAAAGAGAGAGAUUAAUAUAGAUAAUAAUGAAGGCAGACUGUACUCCUGUCUGACUGUUUGACCUCUGACUUUGGUCAGUCAUCGCUUCUCUCAUGUUUUUCCCAUGCCAAAGCUUCUGUCUUUGGUUUGUUCAUGACAUGGACCAAGCACUUGAUUUCUGAAACCAUCACACAAGUACACAUACAAAUGCACAUGCAGUGGAGUCGAGUUGUCGAGUCACACCAACGUUAAACGAGCGUGUUGACCGUUUGGCUCUUCUCUCUGCGUUUCUGAUGCCGCAUGACAGGUCACUGAACAAGAGAGUGGAGUGGAUCUAUCUGUAGCAAUACCUCUUUGAUGCUGACCACUCACACACGCAAAACAAACCAGCUAACCCUCUGUGUAUCCCAUCCUCUCAUCAGUUCAUACAUCGAGUGAAGUCAAACUGUGUGUAUCAUAGACAUUCCAGCGCAUCGCAGUGCGCAUCAUUGCUAAUGAGUACUGAUGAAGUCAGCACAGACCAAAAGAACACUUGCACCCUGCUUGGAUACUGUGUCUCAUAGCAAUACAGUGUUAUAGAAUAUGAAUAUUUUAGAUAUUUCUAAGAGAGACAUUUCUUUUGAGGUUGAUAUAUUUCUAGUUUGGAUACAUGGUGACAUAUUCAGAAUGUAAUGUUAGCGACGAUGCUUCAGGGAUACGGGUUGCCGCGUCCAGAUUAAAGUCAAGGAAGAGCUAUUUCCCACAGACCUUACUCAACUGCGGAAUGAACAUAUUGCCAUUUAAGCUUUGCACAUUACAGAACACCACAACUGUCUCCGAUCUCAAAUGUAACCAAACAAGCACACACACAAACAUAUAAACACAAAUACGUAUAGGCAUGUGCUUAUAAACAGACUAGCAUGCUGGCUCACAUGCACUCAAUUCUGGCCCUACUUCACACCGGAUAUGGUGGAAUUAAUAAAGCAUGGCUUUUAUAAGAUACCAAAACGUUUUAUUUUUUACAAUUCAAAACAGAAAAGGCAUUUAAAAGUGAUAAAUCAAGAGGGAUCAUUGAAGGAAUGUCUUAGAAGUGCCAGUUUUUGUACACAAACAUACAGCCUUUUCAAAAUGUGUCUCUACUCUGGACAGCUAACAGGCUCUUCACAGAUGACUUCAAUCAGUGAUCUCUUUUGAUUUGUUAUAGCAAUAUAACAAUUUUUAAGUGCUCAAAAAUGUAUCUUGAAGUCAGACUGUUUUAAACGUCAUCACAUCCCCUUUACCAGCAUUGCUGAAUCAUACUCAAAUCCUAAACUACCCAAACAAAGCUCUUAGAACUGUGCUACUAAUACUGAGAGAAAGAGAGACAGACAGAGAGAAAAGAGAGAGAGACCCAGACAGAGAGAGAGAAAAGAGAGACAGAGAGAUUAAGUGACAGAGAAAAAGAGACAGGCCCCAGAUGAUAGAGAGAGAAAGAGAGUGAGAGAGUAUAUUGUCUAACUGAAUUUCUCUACGCUUGCAGCACUGCAGGGUUUUGUAAUUUUCUUGCCUGCUUUAACAAACUGAACCUGCAGUUAGUUAUAAAGCUAAUUCUGGGUUUAAUCAAAGAAGGAGAAACACUAAACAAAUCAGAGCUGUGAGCAUACAGAGAUUCAGGCUGAGAGGAAUAGAGGUGAGCUAAAACAGGGAGUUUGUACCCCUUUGCUGCAGUGACAGCCUCUACUCUUCUGGUAGGGCUUUGCACUAGAUGUUUGAAGGAUUGCUGUGAGGAUUUGAUUGCAUUCAGCUACAAGAGCAUUAGUGAGGUCAGGUACGAAUAUUGGACGAUUAGUUCUGGAUCAUAAUCACCACUCCAACUCAUUCCAAAGGUAUUGGAUCAGGCUUCAUCACGGUCUCAGUUUAUUUGGAUAGCCCCUGAUAGAUUAUCUAUAAAUGUUUAAAUUAUUAAUAAAUUAUCUGUAGAUUCUCAACAGCUUUAGGCUUGAGUUUAGUAUUAGUAUCAGGGAGAGGUUUGGGUUUAGGUUUUGGUUGAAGUUAAGGGUAGGGUUAUGAUUAGAGCCAGGGUUUAAUGAGCAUCUAUGGUGGGCUAUUCAAAUAAAGUAUUACCUUCAUCACUUUAGAGAAUGGCUUCACAGUCCAAUGCUUGAGGGUUUUAGUGCCCCUCUAGCUGACGCUUGCCAUUGGGCUUGUGUUGCUGCUCUAGAGUGUCCCAUUCUACUGGUCAAUGCUUUUCUGUGGAGAUUAUACAGGCUGUGUUUGCAUACCUGAACACCUGUGUCAGCCAUGGGUACACCUUAAAAUAGCUGAAUUCACUAAUUAGAAGGGGUGGAUACUUUUGGACAUACAGUGCAAGUUAAAAAGGAGGAAAUUGAAAGGGAAUGUUAGACACUGGUCAGAAAAACAUAGCAGAUAAAGGCUUACGGCUGCACUGAGUGCAGAAAGCAGGGCAAAAAAGGCGGCUAGAAUUGGAUUCAUCUCCUCCUAAGCUUUAAGACGACAUGAGAGAAAGAGAGAGAGUGGUAUCCAAAUUUAUUGUUUUUUUUUCUUGUUGAUGUUUAGUCAAUUAGUUUCUCAAAGCUGCACUACUCAGUGAGUUUCAUUCCCACCUCUCUCUUUCCUCUCUCUUUAUCUCCUCUGAGACUGUGACAGUAUCAUAAGUAGUCUGGAGCUGUGCCCUCUGGUGUAAAAAAAAAAAACAAAAAACAAAAAAACAAACAAAAAAAAAAACUCCUCCCUGUACAUCAUUGGACUUCUCUCUCAGUAUUUGACUGUAAUAUUGAAGUAUUCAGCUUUAUUUUGUUAUUCUUCUUACCUGGAUUGGAUAUGUUGACAGUUAUGUUCUGUGCUGGUUUAAUAUUGUUUCAACAAAAAAAAAGAAAAAAAAAUUCUUCUUCUAAUAAUGAAUGUAUAAUGUGUAGAUUUUUAUAUAACACAUACAAAUUCAUUGUCAAAAUAAUUUUGUCAAGCAGAUAAGCUAAAUUUGUAAACUGCAAUAUGUAAAAAUAAGAUAAAUGUUUAUCAAAAGGACUGUGUGAUUUUGAAAAGAGUAAUGCUAUACACUGAAAACUAGAUCAUUUCAAGCUGGUUGCCAAAUAAAGAGUUAUAUUGAUA
Messenger RNA from Colossoma macropomum (tambaqui), 5810 nucleotides. RefSeq names its product solute carrier family 4 member 11 (gene slc4a11). Gene Ontology annotation, molecular function: solute:inorganic anion antiporter activity. Lineage: Eukaryota; Metazoa; Chordata; Actinopteri; Characiformes; Serrasalmidae. Gene Ontology annotation, cellular component: basolateral plasma membrane; plasma membrane. The record is from RefSeq and is a predicted model, not a curated record. Gene Ontology annotation, biological process: monoatomic ion homeostasis; monoatomic anion transport; transmembrane transport.